CCCCACGGAGAGACCGUCCUGUCAGGGCGUCGUUUCUCCUUUUCUUUUUCCGGGUUUUUUUUUUUUUUUCGUUUUUCAAACCGCAUUAACUCUAUGUUGGACACCUUGCAAAGAAAACCUUUGAUGGGAAUCAUUUGAAAUGCUCAACCGGGCGUUUGUUGUUUUCUCUUCUUUUUGAUGCAUCAUAAGUUGUCAGAUCUUUCUGGGUCGGGACAAAACCUGCAAAAGACCUUGCGGUUCCUCCGAGCUUGACUUUUUGGCAUUUUGGGUAGGAGUAAUUCGAUUUCGUUGCCGUUUCUUGGAGUCGCGCGCAUGAUUUUGGGAAAUGCUGUCGCUCCGCCUAUUGUUCGGGACGGGUUUUUUCCUGCUCUGAUUUCGUAAUUGUUGAAAGAUUGCGAGGAGCGCGUUCCGUGUCGUUUCUCCCGUUUCUUUCUUGUAAAGGUGGUCGUUGGGGGCGGAGGGACGGAAAGGGAAGAAAAGAGGGGUGGAAAGGGCGUCGUCCAUGCGAGGAUCGCCGUUGCUUUUUCGUAGAAUUGUGAAGUUAUCUGAUCUGGGUCUCGACGGCUUUGGCCAUUUUUUUGUUGAAGGCUCUGCGAUUUGUUUGAGGUUAUUGAGCUCAGAGUUAGUUGCCAAACAUAUAUUGGCUGUUUGCUAAGGUAAAAGCUUUCCAGAUUAUGAACAGAUAACAUUUAGCCUUAUGGGUUGGUUCAGCAAAAUCUUUAAAGGCUCGAGUUACAAAAUUUCGGAAGGGCAUUACGAUGAAAAUUACGGGAAGGAUCCUUCUUGCGAUGCUUCUUCCACUUCAGGGGAUAUCUUGUCAGACUAUGAGGAUGAAGAUUUUGGUCAGGCCAUGGCGCUAUCCCUAUUAGAACAAAAUCACAACAGAGCAAAUGUUAUUGAUUAUGAAUCUCAGUUGAAAGAAGAUGAACAACUUGCCAGAGCUGUACAAGAAAGCUUGAACUUUGAAAGUUCACCUCAGCAUGAAGACGAAAGCGCUCCUUACCCUCAUGAAAAUGGACGUUCUCCUCCCUCAUACGGAAAUGGGUAUUCUCCUCCACAAUAUGGCAAUGGACCUGCAUAUCACCCUAUGCCAACAUACUACCCGAUGGGCUACAGGAUCUGUGCUGGAUGCAGUACAGAGAUUGGUCAUGGACGGUUUUUGAGUUGCAUGAAUGCUGUUUGGCAUCCUGAAUGUUUCUGCUGCCGUGCUUGCACCCUGCCAAUUUCUGAUUAUGAGUUUUCUUUAUCAGGCAAUUAUCCUUACCAUAAAUCUUGCUACAAGGAACACUACCACCCAAAGUGUGAUGUCUGCAGUCACUUUAUCCCUACAAACCUUGCCGGUCUUAUUGAGUACAGGGCGCAUCCCUUUUGGAGUCAGAAAUACUGCCCUUCUCAUGAACAUGAUGGGACUCCGCGAUGCUGCAGUUGUGAGCGAAUGGAGCCACGAGAGACCAGAUAUGUUGCUCUUAAAGAUGGCCGAAAGCUCUGUCCCGAGUGUUUCGACUCAGCAGUGAUGGACACAAAUAAAUGUCAACCAUUGUAUCUUGGCAUCCAAGAAUUUUAUGUAGCUCUAAACAUGAAAGUGGAGCAGGAAGUUCCACUACUUUUAGUUGAGAGACAAGCACUAAAUGAAGCGAGGGAGGGAGAGAAACACGGCCAUCAUCAUAUGCCUGAGACAAGAGGACUGUGCCUCUCUGAAGAACAAAUCGGCACGAUUUCAAGACAGCCAGGAGUCAGGGGACGUCGAAGAGCAGGCCCAAAAACAGAGCCUCAUCAAUUGACACGUCGAUGUGAAGUGACUGCAGUUCUAGUCUUGUAUGGCCUUCCAAGGUUGCUGACUGGAUCUAUACUGGCUCAUGAAAUGAUGCAUGCUUGGUUACGACUAAAAGGUUACCCCACUCUUCGUCAAGAUGUUGAAGAAGGGAUUUGUCAAGUGCUAGCUCACAUGUGGUUGCAUACACAACUGAUGUCUAUAUCAAGCCAUGACUUCGCAUCGACCUCCUCAAUUCCAUAUGCUUCCAGAGCAGGUAAGAAAGGUGCAAGAUCUCCGUUUGAGAGAAAGCUGGGGGAGUUCUUUAAACACCAGAUAGAGUCGGACGCUUCCCCCGUGUACGGUGAUGGACUUAGGGCUGGUCUACAGGCUGUGCAUAAGUACGGUCUCCAAAGGACACUUGACCACAUCCGUACGACUGGCGACUUCCCAUACUGAUCAUCCGAGAACAUUCUCACAUUCUUUUCCUGUUUUCCUUCCUUCUUAAAUGGAAAGGCCUGGCCUUUCAUGCUGAAAAUAAUUUCGAAAUCAUGCAGUAUCAGCUUCCUAUCUGAUCUGUAAAUUUCAAUUUGAUUAUUGUUGUUAUAUGGCAUAAUGACAUCUCGAAUUGUGAGCGGUAUGAUUUAAUAAACACGGUUACUUUUCUACA
Molecule: messenger RNA, 2420 nt
Organism: Eucalyptus grandis
Lineage: Eukaryota; Viridiplantae; Streptophyta; Magnoliopsida; Myrtales; Myrtaceae
Product: protein DA1
Exons: 13
Coding region: 698-2209 (503 amino acids)
Molecular function (GO): ubiquitin binding
Source: RefSeq, a predicted model, not a curated record